CUUAUUAAAUAGAUAUGGAGAAAAAUGUUGACUACCCUCCAAAUUGUAAAGCUAUUGUUGUUGACGAAAAAAAUUCAGUAGAACUCUCAAAAAAUUUGAAAACGCUUGCUGAGAGUUUACAGGCCAUCGAAAGCUCAAGAGAGAACCAGUACACCGCUUUGGCAAAACAUUUGAUUCACGUUAAAUUGGUUCGGCAUUCCUCGAAGGAAGUACGAUUGUUUUGUGCUUGCUGUUUGGUGGAUUUGUUGAGAAUAUGUGCUCCGGAAAAUCCAUUUAACAAAGAUGCGGACUUAAAAGAGUUGAUCUCAUUUUUCAUUCGCGUUCUGCGGGGACUAGAAGAUAUUGAGGGCAGCUCAUAUCAUCGAUACUUUUACGUUCUGGAGUGUCUGGCUGUCUGCAAAUCGUUUCUUCUUAUUGCGAAGCUGAGAUCUUCUGAAACUGCUAUUACGCUUACAGGAAAACUCUUCAAUCUUUUUUUUCAGGUGGUUAGCGAGAGCCACAUGGGAAAGGCACGUAGUCUGAUGUUAGAGGUAAUGAGCAGUCUUGUGAAUCAGACUAACUGUAUGGACAAUGAAAUUCUGGAGCUCAUAUAUCAGCACAUCUUGCCUCCUUUCAAACAUCAGAAGCCUUGCGCAUACUCACUAGCCGCAGAUUUAUUACGCCUCACAUCAAAUGCAAUAGAAAGUCAUGUUCUCAAUUUCUUCAACGAUGUCUUGUCACCUCUGAAUGAAGGCGACGCAGAUGACAGCUUCAUCACACCAUCAAAGACACCCAGAAGUUCAUCUAAGAAUGGAGGAGAGUCAGACGGGACUAGGAAGAGGAACUCGUUGACAGUGCAGAGGAUAUAUGAUCUGAUGUACGAGGUGUAUGCCACUGCGCCUGCCACUCUCUCUUCAGUGCUGCCUCUCAUUGAGAUGAAGUUGAAGAGUCUCGAAGUCGAUGACAGGCUGCUGGCUGUGCAGUGUCUCGGCAAGAUGUUUGGCCAUGAAAACAGCCAACUAUAUCUGGACAACCAGAACCUCUGGUCUGGAUUUUUGUCCAGGUGUCGGGAUGCCAGUGCUGAAGUACGGAUGAAGUUUCUAAAGUGCGUUCCGGCUAUACUGGAACAUCACAAUGAAGACAUAGGUCCAGAUGUGACCUCGGCGUUGAGCAAGUUGGCACGUGACACCAGCUCCGAUCUGAGGAAGGAGACGAUGAAAGUGAUUGAGCAGAUUGGCUUCGUCAGUUUCUCAUUGGUCAAUUCUGAGUUGUUGGCUCUUGUGAGAGACAGAACACGUGACACUAAUUGGGCUGUGAGGAAGGCUGCGAUGAAUGCUGGCGCCAACUGGUAUCACCAACUGUGCUCAUUAUCAUCGUCAUCUUCCGCAGAAAUAACUGGCUCCGAAGUCUGGUCCCAAAACUCACCUCGUGUCAAGUUGUCCUGGGUAGUGCCGAAACUAUUGGCUAAUUACUUGUCAACCGAUGCGGUCGAGAAGAGCUACGUAGAUGAGCUCUUAUUCUCAAAAGUGUUCGCAGAUUAUUAUUCAAACUCGGACAUUUCAAGUGUGAGGUUUCUCGAAAUUUUCCUCGAAGUCGAUGAUCAGAGCUUUCAGGUGCUGCAGAAGUUGUUGAAGUACGAUAAACUAUUGACUAAAAUUGGAUUCAGUGGAAAAAUAGGUGAAGAUUUGAUCGCGAAUAUCUGUGCUUUUCUCAUGCGUCCGGAUAAAAGUGACUUUAAUCGGAACUACUACUACAAAGACGAAAUUUUGGAUCCUAAAUUAGACGAAAGAGAUUUGAGAAACUCCUUCGAUGAUAAUGAUUCGUUGUUUGCUAUCAGUUCAAGUGAUGACAAGAAGUUGCGAGCUCUAUUGAUGGUUGAAUGUUUGUUUUAUGCUUACCCCGAUUUGUUCACCUCCGUUUCAUGUGUUGAGCAUUUGGAGAGGUUUCUCAGAUUUGCGAUUAUUGGAAGAGCUAAAGUGACUUGCGACGUUUUAAAACAUGUUUUGAAGUCUUUAGCAAUUGUCUGCAAAUACGUACAAGAAAAAACUAAAGAAAACAACAAUGAAGAAGAAAUCAUGUCAGAAGAAUUCAACAGGGCGAAAAAUAGUUUGCUCGAAUCUUCGAAUUCAAUUCUGGAGCACUCGAAUGAUGCCAAACUCUGCAAGUAUUCUGUAAUUCUGUGCUGUGGUCUAGUAACUGAAUCUGUCGAAAGAACCUCAAUGUUUUCAAAACUGUUCAAAAAGCUGACUGGCAAUAUUUCGUUGACUUGCUGCAAUUUGUUGGGUAUUUUGGGAGCUACUACACAAUUAGCUUUCGCGGGGGCUUUUGAGUUGCACAAUGAAUUACAAAAAUUCAUCUCGGCUUUUGUGACUAAAAAGUUACUGGCGUCGGAUAUUUCGGAUUUGAAAGAAGAUGAUCAAGAUAAGUUAAUUUGUGCCAAAGUGUACGGGUUGAAGUUAAUCACAAGAUGGCUGCUUGGCCUUAAAGGCUCCAAUCUGCGACUUGCUGAGUCCAGUUUGAAAAUGUUCGCAACUGGUAUUAUAAACGGAGGUUCGUUUUCAGAACCGACCGAGAAUAAUUCGGGACCUCCUGAGGUCGAAAAGGAAUAUAUAGCCAUUAGACUAACUGCUGCCAAAAUGAUGCUUAAACUGAGCACAUUAAAUGCAUAUGCCAAUAUUAUCUCGGCAGACCAAUUUAACGUGGUAGCUUCUGUGAUUCUGGAUCCUCUAGAGGAAGUGAGAGCAUCUUUUGCGGCGAAACUCGACAAGCAUUUUAUGGCACAAAAGUUACCUUUGAAGUUUCUCGCUAUUUUCGCUUUUUGUGGUCGAGAGCCAAAUAGUGAUCUGAAAGAGAAGUUGCACUCAUACUUGAAACGAAAUCUAGCGAAGAGGAAACAAAUUUUGAAAAAUACAAAAAUAUUCCAGAAGAAUUUUGAAGUUAAUGCUAGUGUUGAUAUUCAAAAGAUUAAAAGACAGUCUUUGUUUUCUAAUCUCGAUGACGUGAUGUUGUAUGUUGUACAUUUACUUGCACAUUUCCACGAAUUCGAUUCCUUAAAAAAUCUGGAAGUUCUCAAAGCUUUGAAAGAUUGCGUGUGGUUUGUCCUGCAGAUUUUGAUGUAUGAUUUAGACCAUUUUUCCUACACGUAUCAUAAAUUUAUGCUAGACAGUUUAAAAAAUUGUCAAGAUGCAACAACUGAAUCGGGUGAUAAAGAAAGUAAUGAGAAGUUAUACGCGGUAUGUGACUUGGCUUUGACUUUGCUGAAUGCAAGAGUGAAAUUGUUCGACUCGAUUUCCAUUUCGGAGCUGAAUUUGUCGAUUCCGACCAAACUGUACAGAGUGAUUGAGGACGGGAAGAGAAUGAAUUCGAAGCUGUACAUUCCGGCUAGUCUGACUGAGAAGCCGAAGACCAUUCUGGACUCAUCCGCUGCGUCAUCAUUGGCAGAAAAGAACAAGAAGAAACAAAAAGUCAAACACUUGAUAAAAGACGAUGCCAGGUCUGAAGACAGUAAAGAUGCAGAUGAGGCUGGUUCCAAAUCAAGGCGAAAGCAACAGACCAAAAUCAGCGACCACGUGGUUACUUCAUUUAUGGCUCCGAAGAACAAAAUUGGCGACAAACGUGGGAAGAAGAAGUUCAAUCUGUCCUCGACUGAAGAAGAUGACAAACAGAAAGAUGGGAGGGAGUCGGAGUUGUCGGAGGACAAUGACACUGGGUCACCUGACUUCAAGUGCAGAAUCAGUGGGAGCAGAAAGAGAGGCAGGCCAGAGCAGGCAUCGAAGAGUGACCAGUCGGAGGAUGAAGAUGACAGAAAGGUGUACUUUACCCGAACGCGAAACAGUUCGAAGACAAAACUAUCAAGGUUCAAAUCUCCCACACGAAGCCCAAAUACUGAAGAGGACAAUGAGAAAGAAAACGAGCAACUGAGCGGCCAAUUGAGUAAUUCUCCAUCAUCGAACAAAAGAACACCCAGUGUGUCGAGAAAUGGUUCACGAGGGACUCCUGCGAACACACCCAAGAAGGACGAAGAGAAUCAGAAGACGGGUAGACAGGAAGAUGAAGGCAAGGAAGGGCAAUCGAAAACAAGACCGAGCAGGCUUCAAACCAAUUCAAGGAAUACUGAAAGCGAAAAAGAUCACAAGUCAACAACAAGCUCGACUUCAAAGUCGGAAACAAAACAUUUGAUGCCAGAUAAAAAGCAAUCUAAAUUGACCAACAUGUUAUCCGGAAAAAGUGGUAGAAACACUAGAACUUCAGCACUCAUGAUUUCAAGCUCUGCAGUCGUUGAACCUGAGCUAUUGGCGAAGAAAGCUCAACAACUUACUCCCAAAGACUUUCAGAAGAGCGGAUCAAAGAAAAGCGAAGUACCGAUUACAGGAAAACGAGUUACAAGAACACGAGGAGUUGUCUCUGAAUACGAUGAAUCAGAUACUUCAAAAGCAAGUCAGUCAACGCCGAAGAACAAAGCCAGAAAAAUUCAAAAACUCGAUAGCACACCGUCUAGUGAUGUUAAUUCACCCGCGUCUCUGAUCGAAACCGGGACACCCUCGAACCGAACCAGGAACAGGAUGAAGUCUGUAGCCGCCAUUUAAUUGAUGGUUGAACGCACUUCGGUGUAGAAAACUUGCAGAAAUUUCAACUACUUAAUAUUAUCUUAGUCCAAUUUGUUUGUGCGUUUUGCGUUUUUUGAUAUAUCAAGGUUUUGAUUUAUAAAAAUUGUGAACUUUUGUAUGCUUUCAUUUUCGAUAUAUUUUUGUGUGCCUUAUGAUCUAUAAUAUUAGAAUUUGAAUUUGUUCAUUUCACCACGAGAAUAAUUUCCAUGACUACAAGAUUGGAUAUUUCACGC
This is a messenger RNA of Symsagittifera roscoffensis, 4819 nucleotides long. Its product is annotated as sister chromatid cohesion protein PDS5 homolog A-B-like. Gene Ontology annotation, biological process: mitotic sister chromatid cohesion; DNA repair. The transcript has 11 exons. The record is from RefSeq and is a predicted model, not a curated record. Gene Ontology annotation, cellular component: nucleus; chromatin. Lineage: Eukaryota; Metazoa; Xenacoelomorpha; Acoela; Convolutidae. Bases 15 to 4565 code for a protein of 1516 amino acids.